Messenger RNA from Cimex lectularius (bed bug), 723 nucleotides. Its product is annotated as protein lifeguard 3-like. Gene Ontology annotation, biological process: negative regulation of apoptotic signaling pathway. Gene Ontology annotation, cellular component: Golgi apparatus; membrane; endoplasmic reticulum. Bases 1 to 723 code for a protein of 240 amino acids. Lineage: Eukaryota; Metazoa; Arthropoda; Insecta; Hemiptera; Cimicidae. The transcript has a single exon. The record is from RefSeq and is a predicted model, not a curated record.
AUGUCCUCGUUUGAUGAAGGAGAAGGAGAUCUUCAUGACAAGGAUAAACAGAGAGCUUUUCUAUCAAAAGUUUACCUGGUCCUCUCGAUUCAGCUUUUAUUCACCGGUGUAACUGUGUUUUUACUGACCCACAAUGAAGCAAGUCGAGAAUGGCUUUUCGAUCAUCCGUUCUUCGUUCUCUCCGCUUCGAUCGGAUCCACAGUCCUGUACCUGAUUAUCGCUUGUUGUGACAAAGUCAAACGAUCCUAUCCUUUGAAUAUAAUACUCCUCAUCCUUUUUACAAUAUGUACCGCAGUAAUGGCAGCUGGAAUGUCGGCACGCUACAGGUUGAUCGUCGUACAAACGUCAUUCAUUGCGACGGCAACAAUAACGAUAGUUAUGAGUCUUUUAGCAAUAUUCGCACCCUGCGAUGUCACCGGCUGCUCAAUGUUUUUCGUUAUUGGAUUUGUAGCACUCACUGUGUUAAGCAUUGUUAACUUAAUAUUAUCUUUUUUCAUGAACGUCGGCAUUCUUCAUUUGAUCAUCAGCGGAUUUGCAGUACUUCUCCUCUCUUUUUACAUUAUGUUUUUAACACAGUUGCUCGUAACGGGACAAUUCGGGGAUAUUCGCGAUUCUGGACAAUAUAUUGAAGCCGUAAUUUGUUUAUAUAGUGCGAUAAUUGACAUUUUCAUACAUCUUCUGCCUGUCAUAAACGCAGUAAUGGGCGAAGGUGGUGAAGAGUGA